This is a messenger RNA of Gigantopelta aegis, 1029 nucleotides long. RefSeq names its product BTB/POZ domain-containing protein 2-like. The coding region runs from base 1 to 1029 and encodes 342 amino acids. Gene Ontology annotation, cellular component: cytosol. Gene Ontology annotation, biological process: neurogenesis. Lineage: Eukaryota; Metazoa; Mollusca; Gastropoda; Neomphalida; Peltospiridae. The transcript has a single exon. The record is from RefSeq and is a predicted model, not a curated record.
AUGGGUUUGAUGUACGUAUCAAAGAAGUAUGACGUCAAAACCCUGGAACAGAAGUGCCUGACGUAUUUGUCGUCAUCGAUGACGUCAGACAACGCCUGUGUGAUACUGGAACAGGCCCACGUGUUUGAUGAGCAGGAAUUGAAAGAAAAAGCUCUCACUUUUAUUUUGGAAAAUGGAGAUGCAGCUCUAAAAUCAUCUGGAGUUACCGACCUUUGUCACGAAUGCUUGGUUAAGAUCAUACAAGCGGAAGAACUGGAGGUCGAUGAACAAUCUGUCUUUGAAGCUGUUGUGGCGUGGAGUGAGAGAGCGUGCAGGAAACAGAACAAAGAUGUAACUCACGAAACCAGACGGCAAGUGCUUGGGGAAGCCGUAAAGCACGUGCGGUUUCCCUUACUUGACCAGAAGUAUUUCGUCAAAAAUGUACCACCAACUGACUUGCUUACUGACUCAGAAAAAUUCAAGAUCUUAGCACAUUUGGUGUCUCCCGGUGACAGCGUUUUACCAUUUAACGCCAACAAGCGCAUUGGUGUUAUUCGUCAAGAGCAAAUUAUAAUACAGCACAUUGCCAAAAUUAGUUAUCUUUAUAGUUGCCCAUGUUCUAGUGAUAAAGAUCAUGGAAUUAUGUUUUCUGUAAACCAAGACGCAUCACUACUAGGAUUCCAUUUGUAUGGUGCCUAUGGCAGAACCACUGCAAAUUAUGACGUCAGAGCUUUCAUAACUAACCCGACAACAGAUGACGUAAUCGAAGGUUCAUCAGUGACAAAGUCAGUCUCAGUCGCAGCUAGGACGACAACAUAUGACGUGGAGUUUCCUCGACCCCUAAAACUAAGCAAAGACAAGAAGUACAAUCUGAUUGUUAACAUCGAUGGACCUAACUCACUCUAUGGGUGGCCAGGCAGAUCUACAGUACAGAACGGGUCGUUUGUGUGCUCGUUCUUCGACUGCCAGAAAUCCAAACACAGUAACAGACCAAACCCAGAUACAGAUGUGAAUAUGGGACAGAUACCUGGUUUGAUGUUCUUAGUAUGA